CUCCCUCACGGCGAGCAACUUCAAUUACGACAGCACCCGAAGGCAGUAGUAGUUCCUCGCGCUGAUUGGGGGAGAGAGCUCAUUUAGCCUUGUCUCUUUGCCCUGUGAGCAGUGGCCUGGUGGCAUGGCUCCCCGGGCGGUCUGGCUUCUGGUCGCGCUGUCCGGCGUCCUGAACGUGCGCUCCUGCGGGGCUUAUACCUGUCCGGCCAUCUGCCGCUGCACCGCCGACACGUUUCAGUGCAGCAGAGAGACUCAGCUGGCCUCCCGAACAGGAGUAACAUCUGUGCGUCGACUAAGGCUCACCCAUCUGCCCUUGAAACAAGUUUCCACUCAUGCCUUCAGGGAGCUGAUCAACAUUACCAUAAUAGAGAUUUCCCAGAGUGACUGCAUCACACACAUCCAGAGACACGCCUUCCUCUCCCUCCACAGUCUGGCACAGAUCUCAGUGCAGAAUAUCAACAGUCUCAGAGUUAUUGAAAAAGGUGCCUUCACUGACCUGCCGAGGCUGGAAUAUUUGAGCAUCUCUAACACGGGCAUAAUACACUUUCCAGAUUUCACAACUAUCUCUUCCUUGGUACCAAAUUUUAUCCUAGAAAUGGCAGACAACAUGAAGAUCGACGACAUUCCUGCUAAUUCCUUUCAGGGCAUCACAAAGAAAUAUGCUGACAUGAACCUGGUAAGAAAUGGCUUCAAAGAAAUAAAAUCUCACGCAUUCAAUGGGACCAAGCUCAACACUCUAAUUUUGAGAGACAAUACACAUCUCAGAUGCAUUGAAGAAGAUGCUUUUGAAGGAGCUACAGGUCCAAGUUAUCUGGAUGUUUCCUCCACAGCUCUGAGUUCCCUCCCACCCAAAGGGUUGAAGCAGGUUCGAUCUCUGAAUGCCAGCUCUGCCUUUGCCCUGAAAAGCCUUCCUCCAUUAGAAAACCUGGAUGAACUGCUAGAAGCUGAGUUCACAUACCCCAGCCACUGCUGUGCCUUCCAUACAUGGCGGAGGAAACAAAGGGAAAGUACUUCAAAGAACCUCACAAAGUUUUGUGAUCUCAGUAAAACAGAAACAGAGCGCACUGACGAUGGCAUGAAUUUUAUCAAUGACAUCAACUUUCACUAUCCAGACCUGGAAUAUGAUUGCCAUAACAACCCCUUUGUCACGUGCACACCAAAGCCCGAUGCUUUUAAUCCCUGUGAGGACCUGCUGGGUUUCCACUUCCUGCGCUGCCUCACCUGGAUAAUUACAGUUUUUGCUGUGGCCGGUAACCUUGCUGUUCUGGUCAUCCUGCUUAUUAGCCACCACAAGCUCACCAUCUCCCGAUUUCUCAUGUGCAACCUGGCCUUUGCUGACCUGUGCAUGGGGCUCUAUCUGAUGCUAAUUGCCUUCAUGGACCACCACUCCCGUCACGAAUACUACAACCAUGCCACGGACUGGCAGACUGGCCCUGGAUGUGGUACAGCAGGGUUUUUGACUGUGUUUGCCAGCGAGCUGUCAGUGUACACACUGACUGUGAUUAGCCUGGAACGCUGGCACACCAUCACCAAUGCCAUGCAUGUCAACAAGAGGCUGCGGAUGCACCAUGUGACAGCCAUGAUGGGGGCAGGCUGGGUCUUCUCUUUGCUGGUUGCUCUGCUCCCUCUGGUGGGGGUCAGCAGUUACAGCAAAGUGAGCAUCUGCCUGCCUAUGGACAUCGACACUCUGGGGUCUCAGGUUUACGUGGUGGCUGUGCUUAUUCUCAAUGUUGUUGCUUUCAUUGUGGUAUGCUACUGUUACAUCUGCAUUUAUCGCAGUGUUCAUAACCCAGAGCACUCCACCCGUCACGGAGACACCAAGAUUGCCAAACGCAUGGCUGUGCUAAUUUUUACAGACUUUCUAUGCAUGGCACCAAUCUCCUUUUUUGCCAUCUCUGCAGCUUUGCGUAUGCCCCUCAUAACUGUGUCUCACUCCAAGAUCCUGCUCAUCCUUUUCUAUCCCAUCAACUCCCUCUGCAACCCCUUCCUGUACACCAUCUUCACACGGGCUUUCAGGAAGGAUGUGUGCCAGCUGCUGAGUCGCUGUGGCUGCUGCCAUGCCGACACUUUUCUACAGAUCACAGACUCAUGCCUCACAACAGGCCUGCAUCCACAAAACAGCCCACAGAAAACCUCACUCAGUUAGCUUUUAUGCUCAUCACAUAAAGAUGAAGGGUUGCUUUCUAAGCAAGGGAGCCACAUGAUUGUCAGCAUGCAGAUCUU
Messenger RNA from Melanotaenia boesemani (Boeseman's rainbowfish), 2223 nucleotides. It is a transcript of the gene lhcgr, whose product is annotated as luteinizing hormone/choriogonadotropin receptor. The record is from RefSeq and is a predicted model, not a curated record. Lineage: Eukaryota; Metazoa; Chordata; Actinopteri; Atheriniformes; Melanotaeniidae. Gene Ontology annotation, biological process: follicle-stimulating hormone signaling pathway; male gonad development. Gene Ontology annotation, molecular function: luteinizing hormone receptor activity; follicle-stimulating hormone receptor activity. Gene Ontology annotation, cellular component: membrane.